AUGCCGUUAGUAGGUAGUGGUAGAGGUAGGUUUGAAGAAGCGGUGACAUUUUUUAAUAUGAGAGGUAGAGUAGAAUCGGACUUUACAGAUGAUAUUACUGAGUGCAUUUCUAAACUCUCUGAUACAUUUGUUCUUGUGGUAGACAAAUCAUCUUUCCAAACUCAUGGUGAAACUUUAACUAAAAUAGUUUCUCGUUUCUCGUCUGUUAUAGUAAUUAUAGCAAAUUCGCUGGAAAAAUCGGACAUUACAAAGCUUGAAAAGUUUCGCGACAAUUUACCCUCAAGUCUUUUGAUCAAAGUAGUCAGUACACAUAAGGGUGUCACACAAAUGAAUCCUAAAGAGAUGGUUGCACAAUUACAAAAUAUUUUACCGAGUCAUUUUAGGGAGUACAUUGCAAAAUCAUUAGAUAAUCGUCUCAGUGAAUUGUCACAUCUACCAAAUGACGAGAAGGGACCCGAAUAUAUAAAGGGUAAGGAAAAAGCGCUGGAAAUAUUUCAGUCUAUGACAGAGAUCGGAAAAGAAGGCCAGUGGAAACGUUCUAUAACGCCAGUACAUUAUAUUCAUUCAAAGAGACUUGGAUCCUAUAUCAAAAUGUUGUAUAGAUUAAAAGAUAUAAAAGAAACAUGUAAUGUUGAGGAAAAGAUCAAACAGUUAAGAGAGGAACAGCUCGAACAUAUAUCAGAACCUGUGAAAUUAUUUAUACAGUCAGUAGUUGAUGACAAUGAUUCACCAAGACUGAAACAAUAUUUCUUAAGAUGGCUUUCAAUAUUCUUAGAAAAUGAAAAGAGGAAACAACUGCCCCGUUUGAUUUCUCAAAAUCAAUUGCAACGUCAAAAUGCUGCAGGCUUAAAAAAUAAGACAUCCCCUAACGAUAAAGAGUUAGAAUUACUGUCAAAUGAGAUUGUCAUGUCUCAAGAACUUAUUGAAGACGCAACCCUUGGAAUAGAACAUUUGUUUAGAGAAAUGGGGCACAUAUACGAAGCAUUUAUUGUUUUACAUAAAAGUCCUGGAACAUUUGAACUGCCAUCUGUUGAAACUCUAAUACAAGCAAUGGUUUCCUUUUUAAAUCAAGGACAUACGUUUGAAAUAGUUGACGGGGAUAAUUUUUAUUUACCAAGCAACUGGGUCCGGUCAGUUUUAGAGAAAAUGUCACAAAACAUUAAUAUGAAAAAGGUUCUUACUCUAUCUGUCCUUGGUGUUCAGAGUUCUGGAAAGUCAACGCUCUUGAACUCAUUGUUUGGUUCUCAGUUUCCUGUAAAAUCUGGCCGAUGUACCAGAGGAAUACAUAUGCAGGUUUUACAAAUUUCAUCAAGCAAUAACCUUCCGUUUUAUUAUGUGAUAGUCAUUGAUUCCGAAGGACUAAGAGCUACUGAGUUUAGUUCGAGAGGGCAUAGUCACGAUAACGAAUUGUCAACUGUAAUAGCGGGCCUAGGAGAUAUUACUCUAGUUAACGUAAUGGGUGAAAACACCACUGAAAUUCGAGACAUUGUACAGGUUGUUGUGCAUGCAUUUCUCAAGUUGAAACUUGUAAACAAACAACUAGAUAUCGGCAAAAUGUUCUACUUAGUACAUCAAAACGUGAUGGAUAUUUCUGCCCCGGAUAACAUGAGGACUGGGUUACAUGUUUUAAUGGAAACCCUUGAUCUUGCUGCAAAAGACGCUGGAGAAAUAGAGGGUACAAAGGAAAUAACAACAUUCCGUCAAGUUAUUGACUUUGAUAUAAAUGCAAAUGUAUGGUAUCUGCCGAAUUACUGGCAGGGAAAUCCACCUAUGGCUAGAGUCAACUCAGAUUACAUCGAACGUAUUUUUGAUCAUAGGUAUAAACUACUUGAGAAAGCAUUGGCCUGCACAGAUAAGUCAUACAAAUCUCUAAAUGACAUUGCUCUUCAUAUGCAAGACCUGUGGAAAGGCGUGCUGACUGAGGACUUUGUAUUUUGUUUCAGAAAUAGUCUUGAAAUUAAAGCUUACAUCCAAAUGGAAGAAGCCUUAAAAGAUAUUCUUAUCAAGUUUGAAAAUGUCAUCGAAAACGAACAUGUUAUAACUUCUCAAAAACUAUUUUCUGAAUGUAUUCAUCAAAACCAAGUACAGAAUGCAGCAGAUAAGCUAAUAAAACAAAUGCGUGAUGUUCUGACGGAAAAUGUGUCGGAUGCAAUAAUCGAAAUGAAAGAAUAUUGUGAGAAAAAUGAUUAUAAAGAAACUAUUUUACAGUGGGAGGACUUUGCAAUAAAUCGAAUAAAGUCGCUUAGUAAUGAAUUAGAUGAUAGAAUCAAGAGAGAAACAGUUCGUUUAAGAGACAGAGCAUGUGUGGAAUUAACAAUUAAAGAAAAAAGCUUACAGCACGAAGCCGAACUGUAUGAAAAAUCGUUGCAGGUUGCAAAAACUAUUAAAGGUGAAUGCCUUCACAUGGAAGAAAUUGAAAAUAAAUUUGAACAAACGUGGGAAAUUAUAAGCCGUGAAAUAAUUAACUUUGGAGCUUUGCAAGAUGCCCCUGAGUCGCUAAGUGAUAAUUUCGAAAAAUGUCUAUUUGACAUAUUCAAUACAGAGAAACUUAUAUUAAAAUCAGAGUUGCAAAAGCAGACAGUAUGUCACAAACCAGGAGGUAAGUGUGAGGAUCAUUUUUCUUGCACGUCUGUGUUUCGGGAUAUGAAAUCACUAACUCGGUCGUUCAGCUCAUCUGGAAUUGAUUUGGAUGACAUCAGCUUUUCAACUGAAAUUUACCUGGAAGAAAAUGAUGCCAAACUUUUACGUGUAGAAAAGGUAGCUGACAAUAUAUUUGAAGAAAUAGACACGACAGUUGAUAACUGCUUGACAGACAGGGACGAAGUUUCAUACAGAGAAGUCAGGCGUGUUCUGCUAAAAGCCCACAAAGAAAUGCUACAAACGCAAACCCAAAAUGUUGGCUUUACUUUCAAAAUAACAGGUGUUGUAAAACUGUGCCUUCAUGUGAGUUAUUUUGCUUAUGCCCGAUUUAAAGCAUACAAUGCCGAAUAUGCAAAAAACAAUGGCAUACUUGCAAAGCUUGAUAAAUACAAAUGUCAAGUAAGAGAACAAUUUAUUGCUUACGUGAAGGACCGUAAAGCUGAAGAAGCUGCCGCUAAGCAGAUCAUUGCCAUUUUGGAAAAUGUUUUGUGGGAUAAAAUAAAAGAACGCCUUCAUGUGACUAUCAAGACCGCUCUUAAGCAAAAUUUGCCCCAGUUGAAGUUCCAUUUAAUAAUAGAAGUUUUGGAAGAUAUGGCAAAUGCUGACGAUUUUGAAUCAUUUGUCAAGUACAUAAAGAACCCCAGAAAGUUUGUAAAACAGUGGAUGAAGAGAAAAGCGGAAACAUACCUGUUUGGUUCAAACAUGGUGAAUUUUUCACAACUGGCCACGGGUAUUAUAAAUGAAUUUUACGAUGACAUUAAACGAAGUGUAGACAAAAGUUGUGAUUUGUUCAGAACUGAGAACCCUUCAACAGAAAAAUGGAUAGAAAUAUUCACAAAACAUUUUUCGAAAUGUGCUAUUAGUAAAUCAGAAUUCCAGAAUGUUACAAAAUUUCUUUGUCAGAUAGAAGACAUAAGAAAUUUUAGCAGUAUUCUGAUUGAAAAUCUCAACGUUUCCGUUGAAAAUGUGAAACAGAAGUCAAAUAACCAAGCCAAAAUAAUCGUAAAAUUCACCGGACCUGAUAGCCCCUUGAAAUCCUUGUUUAAACAAGCAUGGGGCUGUCCUGAUCAAUGUGCCUUUUGUGGGGAGCCGUGUGCCAAAGGUUUUAGUCAUAGUGGAACUAAUCAUUACAGUUUGCAACAUAGAAUAUCAUGUUGUAGCGGAGCACGGGAGGACUAUACACAUAAAGCUUCCAUAACUUCUUGUAAUUUCAAUGUGCAGUCUGAGCAAAUGCACCAUUGUGAUCUUUUUGGUUUCCGCUGCAAUCCACCUCAAAAUAUGAAACCCUGCGAAUUGAAAUGGCACAAUUACAAAGACUAUAAAGAUUUUAUCCCAGACUGGGAUAUAGAACCAAACGCUAAUAUGUCUGAUUGCUCGAAGUUCUGGAUGUGGUUUGUUGCAACUUAUAAAUACCAGUUGGCAGUUGAGUACCGGUAUGAUAUAUCAUAUAUACCUGAUGCGUGGGAUGACAUUACAAAAGCGGACGCUCUGGCAAAUCUUAGGAGGAUAUACACCACAUAA
Messenger RNA from Mercenaria mercenaria, 4161 nucleotides. Its product is annotated as interferon-induced very large GTPase 1-like. The coding region runs from base 1 to 4161 and encodes 1386 amino acids. The transcript has a single exon. Gene Ontology annotation, molecular function: GTP binding. The record is from RefSeq and is a predicted model, not a curated record. Lineage: Eukaryota; Metazoa; Mollusca; Bivalvia; Venerida; Veneridae.